GUUUUUCUGCAAAAGUGGGUGUGUGCUACUUGGUUUGCUAAAUAAGAUUCCUCGAAGCUUCAACGGUUAAAUAUAAAAGAACAAUGUCUGCUAGCCCAAAGCCUGUGAAGAAAGUGCCCAUACACUUACAAAGUGCCCAAAAUCGAAUAUAUAUUAAAAACGGCGAAGUCGUAAAUCAUGAUAAGAGUUUUAAAGCAGACGUUUACAUCGAGGAUGGUAUCAUAAAAUUUGUUGGGCCUGCUUUCGAAAUAACAAUACCUGGAGGCGUGCGUAUCAUAGAUGCAACGGGAAGAAUGAUUAUACCGGGGGGCAUUGACCCUCAUACCCAUCUUCAAUGUCCUAUAGAAGACAACGUUACCGUUGAUGAUUUUUAUCGGGGAACAAAAGCGGCAGUGGCUGGUGGCACUACAAUGAUAAUUGACUGUGUACUACCCAAAAAACACGAGUCAAUGGUGGAGGCUUAUGAUAAGUGGCGUAGCUGGGCGGACCCUAAGGUAUGUUGUGACUAUGCUUUACACGUGGGAAUUACUUGGUGGUCCAAAUCGGUUUCCGAGGAGAUUGGUAUACUAUGCAAGGAACUAGGCGUAAAUUCGUUCAAAAUGUACAUGGCCUAUAAAGGCCUCUACAUGUUAAGCGAUUCUGAGCUUUUGGAUAUUUUCGAGCGAAUUAGAAGCCUAAAUGGGGUGGCAUUGGUGCAUGCCGAGAAUGGUGACAUCAUAGCGAAGAAUACCAAAAAUUUGUUAGCCGAUGGAAUAUGCGGGCCCGAGGGGCAUGAAUUGUCACGGCAGGAGGAAGUUGAAGCAGAGGCUGUACACCGCGCUUGCAUUUUAGCCCACCAGAUGAAGACACCUCUAUACGUUGCUGGUGUAACAACCAAGUCCUCUGCCGAACUCGUAGGUCGUGCCCGUCGUAGCGGCUAUUCCGUGUUCGGUGAAACGCUUGCAAGCUCUAUUGGCCGCAGUAUGAGCAGUGUUAGCAAAUCGGAACGAGUUUAUUAUAUUACUAGUCCACCAAUUCGUAUGUCGGCAGAAACGCCAAGGCAAUUAAUGAAAUCUUUAGCAUACGACGAUCUACAGGUCACAGGGAGUGAUAACUGCACCUAUAAUAAGAAACAAAAAGAACUGGGUUUAUUUGACUUUACUAAAAUACCUAAUGGUGUUAAUGGUGCUGAGGAUCGAAUGUCGGUGGUGUGGGAGAAGGGAGUACAUCAGGGCCUUCUUGAUCCAUGUAGAUUUGUGGCUGUAACUAGCACUAAUGCCGCAAAAAUUUUUAAUAUUUACCCACAAAAAGGACGAAUUGCUGUUGGCUCGGAUGCUGAUAUUGUUAUAUGGAAUCCACAGGCUACACGCACCAUUUCUAAAGAAACCCAUCAUCAUGCUUGUGACAUAAAUAUUUUCGAAGGUAUGACUGUUCAUGGUGUGGCUGAAUAUGUAUUAGUGCGCGGACGAAUUUGUGCCGAGAAUGGAUCUAUUCGCGUUGCAGAAGGGUUUGGACGUUUCAUACCGAUGCCCCUACGGUCGCCAUUUGUUUAUGACAUUAUUGAGGGAAAAGUGCGAUCAUCUGAAGAGCAGCACGAGGAAAAUCAAAACGGCCACUUGGCUAAAAAAUUUGCGGAAUUAGACAUUUUAAUACCAGAAGAAAAAAAUAUAACUGCAAUGCUAGCUGGUAAUAUGCCAUUGGCGGCAGGAGGUUCCCCAUGCAGCACGCCAUCUGUGCGUGGCCGUGUUGAUGGCCAUCGAGACAUGCAAGAAUCAUCUUUUUCGAUUAGCGAGGAACUAGACAAAUCAAGUGUUCGUUCUUGUAUUAAAGUAAAGAAUCCGCCAGGCGGGAAAUCAUCUGGAUUUUGGUAAUGCAAUUGGCGUCUCU
Molecule: messenger RNA, 1866 nt
Organism: Drosophila novamexicana
Lineage: Eukaryota; Metazoa; Arthropoda; Insecta; Diptera; Drosophilidae
Product: dihydropyrimidinase 1-like
Exons: 10
Coding region: 84-1850 (588 amino acids)
Biological process (GO): pyrimidine nucleobase catabolic process
Cellular component (GO): cytosol; cytoplasm
Molecular function (GO): dihydropyrimidinase activity
Source: RefSeq, a predicted model, not a curated record